AUGGGUGACAACGCAUUUCUUCUAAGUUUCUUGAUUGUUUUUGCCCUUGUCUCGAGCUUCAAAUUCGCAAAGGCUCAGAUGGUGCCGGCCAUGUUUGUUUUUGGUGACUCCCUAGUCGAUGUCGGCAAUAACAAUUACCUCCCAGUGUCUGUUGCCAAAGCAGAUUUUCCUCACAACGGCAUCGAUUUCCCUACUAAGAAAGCUACUGGAAGGUUUUGUAAUGGAAAGAACGCUGCAGAUUUGCUUGCUCAGAAAGUAGGCUUACCUACUUCACCACCGUAUCUAUCCGUCUCGCAAAAGAAUGCCUCCUCCUUCAUGACCGGUGUCAACUUUGCCUCUGGUGGUGCAGGAAUCUUUAAUGGCAAAGAUCAAUCUUUGGGUCAAUCGGUACCACUGACCAAACAAGUAGGCUACUAUGAAUCCGUUUACGAAAAUUUGGUCCAAAAGCUGGGAUUGUCUGGAACACAGAAGCUCCUGUCUAAAUCACUGUUUGUCGUUGUCGUCGGUGGCAAUGACCUCUUGGAUUACUCUGGUUCGUCUGAUCUCCAGAAGAAAAGCACCCCUCAGCAAUACGUGGAUUUGAUGGUUCUUACACUCAAAGAGCUGCUUAAGAGAUUGUACACCUCUGGUGCCCGUAAAUUUGUCUUUUCUGGGGCUGGGCCAAUAGGCUGCAUUCCAUCACAGAGGAUUAAGAACCAAACAGAUAAGGAAUCUUGCAACGAAAGCACUAACGCCCUGGCCGUUACAUACAAUGAAGGGCUAAAGUCGAUGUUGCAAGAAUUGAAAUCAAAUCUCAAUGUUAUAUCCUAUUCCUAUUUUGACACCUACGCCAUGUUGCACAAUAUCAUUCAAGAUCCAGGAACAUACGGGUUUACCGAGGUUAAAGCUGCUUGUUGUGGGCUCGGAAAAUUGAACGCCAAGAUCCCAUGUCUGCCUAUUUCAAAAUAUUGCCCCGAUAGGAGAAAUCAUGUUUUCUGGGAUCUAUAUCAUCCUACAGAGGCCACUGCUGGCAUUCUUGUCGAUUCUAUUUUUGAUGGAACAUCGCAGUACACAUUCCCCAUGAAUGUGAGGCAGCUUGUGACAGUUUAG
Dovyalis caffra is the source of this 1089-nucleotide messenger RNA. The record is from the annotation of a GenBank genome assembly. Lineage: Eukaryota; Viridiplantae; Streptophyta; Magnoliopsida; Malpighiales; Salicaceae.